This is a messenger RNA of Oryzias melastigma (Indian medaka), 1944 nucleotides long. Its product is annotated as AN1-type zinc finger protein 3. The coding region runs from base 294 to 893 and encodes 199 amino acids. The record is from RefSeq and is a predicted model, not a curated record. Lineage: Eukaryota; Metazoa; Chordata; Actinopteri; Beloniformes; Adrianichthyidae. Gene Ontology annotation, molecular function: zinc ion binding; DNA binding. The transcript is spliced from 6 exons.
UCCUCUGAGGAGAGCCUAUUAUACCCCCAGCCCUCGUACUUUGUCACAUUGGUGUGGACCUGGUCCUCCGGGGCCCCGCAGGUUCCUGUCCCGCAGUCCACGCAGGAGACCCGGCGGGACGCGCUUUCGCCCGCCGGAAGCUCCGGUUGUUGGGGUUUUUCGCCCCCGGAAGUGGCUCCAGACUUCCGGUCCUCAGAAGAACUGCCGGCUGUGGCCAAAGUCGGUCUUCUCGGAGCCAGCAGGCCCCGGACUCAUCCCCGGACUCGCGUAUCCGCCUCCUCCGCCUGGGAGUCAUGGGAGACACGAGUGAACGCAGCGAAGCCGCGCUGCCGCCGCGCUGCCCCUGCGGGUUCUGGGGGUCCAGUAAAACUCUGAACUUGUGCUCCAAAUGUUUUGCUGACGUCCAGAAGAAGCAGCCAGAUGAUGACUGCACCCCCCCGCCCAUCCAAGCCCCCCCAAGCAGCCAGACUCUGACCCUGCCCUCCAGCUCUGCUGGGGACCCCGUUUUUUCCAGAGCAGGGGCGUCGUCCACAGACUCCGCCCAGGACCUGCCGUGCACCCCCACCAAACGCCCCGGAGAAGCAGCUUCCUGCUCUGAGAGCGGGCCGUCGCCAGGGAAACGGCCGAGGGAGGGGGCCGCUGAGGAGGAAGCCCCCACACAGAAGAACCGGCGGCGCUGCUUCCUCUGCCAAAGCAAACUGGAGCUGGUUCAGCAGGAGCUGGGGGGCUGCCGCUGCGGAUUCAUCUUCUGCAUGAGGCACCGCCUCCCCGAGCAGCACGACUGCCGCUUCGACCAUCUGGGCCGCGGCCGUCGGGACGCCGUCCUGAAGAUGGUGAAGCUGGAGCGGAAGGUGGGCCGGGCCUGCCAGCGGAUCGGGGAGGGGUGCUCCUGAUCGAGAGCUUUUUUAUGAAGGGGGCGGAGUCUUCUGCUCGGACUGUGGUUCUGGUGCUCCCCAGAAGGACCGGACCUCCACGUUCUUCUCCUCAGGACGUCUGUCUUCUGGACCCGGGAGUUCAGCGUCUCCCCCACAGGUUCGAACCCCGUAAGGACUGAGAUGGUUUCAGCCUCUGCCCCCCCAGAAGGACCUUCAGGUCUCCAGGAACCGGACUGGAUCACUUUUUGACCACAGAAAUAUUUUCUGUACUUUUUUGAGAUGAAGUUUAUUUAACCUUGUAUCUGUUUGUCACUUACAUCCCAUAAUUUCUACAUGUAAAAAAAAUGUUUUUCUUUGUUUUUUAUUGUCUUUUUCAGACUCAGAAAAAAAAAGUUUGAGAAGAAAAAAUACUGGAAAGAUGCAAAAGUUCAAAUGAAAUUCAAUUAAAUGGUAAAGAUCCGUUUCCACAGGAAUCUGUCGCAGUGUCUCCACUCCAGGAAUCUGUCGCAGUGUCUCCACUCCAGGAGUCUGUCGCAGUGUCUCCACUCCAGGAGUCUGUCGCAGUGUCUCCACUCCAGGAGUCUGUCAGACUAAAUCACAUGCAUGUGUCCAUGGAGGUCUGGAUUCAGUGUCACAAACAUGAUGUGGAUGUAAACCUGGAGGAGACAGACCUGCACCUCUGCUGGGUUCUGGUCCAGAGGUGGAUCCAUAACAUCUCCACUGGUUUUCAUUGUGGAUGCUGAAGACCACAUGAAGGAGAACGGUUUUGAACAAGCAGGGUCAAUUCUCUCUGUGGAAGAAGGUCUUCAUGGAGAAGGAUCUGAUCCGCAUCAGUCCUGGAACCUGAACCUCAGAACAGCAUAAAACCACGUAUGAAGCACGAAUGUUUGGUUUUAAGUUCUGUCUGGACGCUGGAGACGAUGAGACAAACGUUUACUUGAAAACAGCUGACUCACCUGUAGUACCUGUUCUCUCCACAGGUUGGAACCAAUCAAAAGCAUUUUAAAAAGAUGACAUUUUAGGUAGAACAUGAGAUUCAAACAAAAGGAUUAAAAGCGUUUUGUUUCCA